AUGGCACCCCAGCCGACACACCGCCUGGCGCGUUCCUACGGCGCUUGCACACACGUCACAAUGGUUCGAGUGUACAGCUACAUCCUCAGAUGCGAUUCAUGCGGUAAUUACGGGCACUUCGGAUGGCUGUACCGGUGUAGCCAGGACCAGGAGGAAAUCUUGCGCAAUUGUAUCUCCAAUGGCGAAGAGGUCACUUUUGACGAUAUCGGUAGGCAUCUGAUUACUGCCGUUCAGCCAAGGAACCGCGGUCCGGAGAAACGAUCAGGGAAUGCUGCCAGCUUUCUCGAGGAGAUGCCCCCGAGGGAUAUCACGACCACCUACACGACUGAUCAACUUAUGACUAUCUUCAAUCAACGGAAGCACCUUGGAGACGUCCUUCGUCGAGAAUCUUUCCGAGCGAAGCCGGCACCUAAUCAAGGUCACGAUGGCACACAGUCGUCCAGCACCUACGACCUGGACGACAUUCUAGAGACCAGCAUGUCCGCUCCUUGGGUACCCAAGUCCAAAGAUGAGUGUCAGUACAAGAUCUGCUCGUACUGUCGCCCCGGCGGAGCAGACCGAGCGUUUAUCAGUCUGGAUGGUAUCGCUAAGGGCAACAUUCCUGCCACCGCAGCCACCGGCUACGGCUUCCACCUCUUUCGCGAAAGACCUGUGUGUAAUUCUCAGUUGCUUGCCAACAUUGGUCUUCGAUCAUCUUCAGGGGCCUUGACCGGAUCCUCUGUAUCAUCUUCAGAUACCGGCAGAUACAUCAGCGAUGCGCAGCUAGCGAGCCACUUGGCAGCGCAGCUCAAUAUCAACGGCCCUUCGUCACUCGAACCGCGACCAGUGACCCCUUACACUCUUCUUGUCCCACACGCCAAUCUACCUCGAUCCCCAGGGACCCCGAACCUCGCCGCCCAAGUCGAGAAGCCUUCCGAACCAAAUGAAGACGACGCUUCGUGGCUGGACACAACGACUUCAACCACUACAAGUCUUCCGGCCGGUGUAAGUAGCCAUCUUGGCGACGACGCCACGGAGAUGGAGGCACAGGAGGAAGAACAGGGAAAUUUCCUCGCACAGCCUCUCACUGUCCUGAACGGUGUGGCCGUCUUGGAAGAAAGCGUGGAGAUGCAUCAGCCGGAUUUGAUCACUCAGGUUUGA
Molecule: messenger RNA, 1140 nt
Organism: Colletotrichum paranaense
Lineage: Eukaryota; Fungi; Ascomycota; Sordariomycetes; Glomerellales; Glomerellaceae
Exons: 4
Coding region: 1-1140 (379 amino acids)
Source: RefSeq, a predicted model, not a curated record